Molecule: messenger RNA, 30142 nt
Organism: Pelobates cultripes (western spadefoot toad)
Lineage: Eukaryota; Metazoa; Chordata; Amphibia; Anura; Pelobatidae
Source: the annotation of a GenBank genome assembly
GGACUACGCCGAUCAUGGAGCUGUCUGCAGUCGGGGAGCGGGUGUUCGCCGCCGAAUCCAUCAUUAAGCGGCGGAUCAGAAAGGUGAGAGCUCGGCGUCGGGUCCGGACACGCAGCCACCAUAGCGAGCGCUGUCUGCGGCUGCCGUGCCGCUAUUCUGACGCACACCGUGCCCUGGCCUUCACUGCGGCUCACCGUGUGCGGGGCCGGGCACUGAGACACCAUCAUCGCUCUAUAGUAAAUACGGGAGGGGGGCGAUAAUGCCGGGUAACCCCCACUGACCCCGGGUUUAUACAUUCAUAGCACAAUUAUACUGAAUGGGGAAAACAGACUGCAAAUAUAGACUGAAAUAUCCAACCUAUUCUGAUUGUGUUUUUUUUUUUUUUAAUUUUUAUUAUUAUAUAUAUAUAUAUAUAUGUGUAUAUGUGUGUGUGUGUAUUCAGUUUUUGUUUUGUUUAAUAUACAGCAUUUCAGUGUGUAAACCCUGAUUUUUAUUAAAUUUAAAAUCCUGUAUUGAGAAUUUAAAGCUAAUUUGAAAGAAUUUUCCAGCUUUUUUUAUUUUUUUUUUUUUUAUUUUUUUUCCUCUAACAUCAAAACUGAGACUUGAAUAGUCCAGCUCUGAAUCUGGUCUGUAGAAUUAUUAUUUUUUUAUCAUCAGGUUUGAAAUUUGGAUUUAACUUGCAAGAAUUCAGGGUUUUAGUAUAUAAGCCUGAUGAAGAUUUGGAAUUUAGUGAACACAGACAGCUGAUUACUAUAAAAUUGUAAACUGAAAUGCAAAAAAACCAAAAAUACCCAGGGCUGAUAGUGGAGUUAGAUAAUGCUUCCAUGUAAGAUGACAUUGGCCUACAUUUUGUACUCUGUAAAAUAAAAACAUGUAAAUAAGCCCUAAAGUCGGCAAGUUCAAGAUGUGACUGUAAUAUCAAACCACCAUGCAUGGUAUUCUGACAAGGCCCCUCUUUACUUGGACAUUUAGUAUAAAAUCCCAUUAUCCACUCAUAUGCUAAAGCAUUAGAUACUAGCGGCAGUAAUGAUGGCUCCAAUCACCUUCCCAUUUGAAGCAUCCUGCCGUGAGAUGACGAAUAAGUUUGUGUUUUUAUUUAUUUAUUUUUUUUAUAUUCUUUCUUUCCCAUGCAUUGCAGUUGCAGCGGUAAAUUUGCUGAUGUCCUCAGUCGCCUCCACCCCUCCUCCUAGUAAUUUUUAUUUGGAUGCCAUAGUAGUUUAAUGACUGAGAGGCCCUCUUCCCUUUGCAAAUGAUCAUCCCCCAGCUGUCUGCAUGUUAGUACUACAUUUUUGUAUAUAUUUAAUUUUUUUUGUUUCUUGGCUGCUGGCUUUUAACUAUGGCCGUGCCACAUAGUUUAGUUUUCUGCAUGAUAACCACAUGCUUCCUGUGCAGCUGUGCUAUUUUUACAAUAUCCGACCUAACAUAUGAAGAGGUGUUUCUCAAAGCUUGCAUGUGUACGAGCAACUUUUGUACUCUCAAAAAUGUUACUGCCCUGUGUCACUUGACAUUGUCAAAGAAUAGGUAGAUCUAAUCACAGUGUAUUUAAUUCAUACUUUAGUUUAGAAACCGCGUUCUUUUGCUUCCUAUCUUGCACAUACUUCUUUCAGGCCUCUCUGUAUUUGCACCUGUUUACUGUUAUUGUUUGGGUAACGGUUGGAAGACUCUGUUACAAUAUAAAAAAAGUGAUGCAAUAUUGCAAGAUAAAUCAUGUAGCAAAAAUGAAACGGUCCUCUUUUUUUCCACAAUGAUUAAGCAGAGUUUUGAUCAAAAUUGCCAUUCCUUGUUCUAAUUAGGAGUCUUUGUACAUCACUUAAGUCAAGUGUGGCCUGCAAUGCGCUGGGGUAAUCAAGUACUUGAACUACAGCUAUUCAUCUCAUAUGAUGGCUGUACUUCUUUCCACAAGGUAAAAUCGUAAGUGUGAAUUGUUUGGAGUGGAAAAAAAAUAAAAUUUUAGACCAAACUAGUCAAACUAGAAAUAUAACUGAAUUGAAGAAUUUCCCUGAUUUAUAUACUGGCCUUUAUUUUAAAAUUCACCUUGAAUAGCUAACAGGUCACUUUACUGAAUAACUACCACUGAAUUGGAACUUCAUUGGUCUGUAGUUCCUAAUUCGCUUAUUCAUGUUAAUACUGGAGUUCAUUUUCACUUCUUCAACUAUUUCUACCGUUUGACAUCUUAAAUUACUUGUUACUCCAAAGCACUUCCUGGCGCGGUGUGCAUUUCAAGCACACAGAAUUUCUUCCAAUAUCUUCAAAAAUCUUGGAAGAAGUAAAUAAUUUAGCGCUAUGUUUCAAAAUGAAUAGUUACAACAUCAAAAAUAUUCUGACAAAGUAACAAAUCUAAUUUGUACAUUUGCCAGUAAUUAUUUAACAGUCUAUAUUUAGAGGGAAAAUUUCAGAUUUUCUAUUAAUCUUCCUUAUGUGUAAAUGACCCAAAUUAGCCUCCUUAAUUUUUUAUGUAAAUUGUAUUUGUGCAGUUGUCUGCAUUAUGGAUGAACAGAUAUAUUUAUUGUAAUAAGUAGAUAUAGUUUUUCUACAAAACAUGCAUACAUAUAUCCCCUUUAACAUGUUUAUAGAAAACAUCUAUUUCAGCAUGCAUAUCAUUAUGUACAUCUUCAAGCACAACCUAUGCGCCCGUGAUUGCCUUUUUUAUAUAAUCUAAAAUACAUUGCAGCUUCUUCGUCUGGCUUCUUGUCGGUGGGUAGAUAUUAGAAAUGUUUUUAUUUAUGCAGUUGGAUUCUACAUGCAGAAGUUAGACAGUAAAGUAGGGGGUUGAGGGGGGAGUUUUCAGAGCUGCAGUGACUCUCUCAAUCUAAAUUGCUGCAAUUAUAUGCCACUCUGGUAUUAAUGCAAAGUUGUUUUGGUAAAUAGUGACGCUUUAAAUCUCAAACUAGUUCCCUAGCCUCGCCAUUCACCCCCAUUCCCCCCCCUCCCCAAUAUUCCCUCAAUGUGUCAUUGGUUUUGAAAUUUUAAAACUUUGAAUUGCAAACAUAAGUCAAAAUGGAAAAUUUUAUUGUACCAUUAUUGAUCAGUGUCCAUUGCGAACCUAAUCAACACUUACAACACUAUUUAAAGCUGUUGUUAUGUAAACAUUCUCACAAUAUGGCUAUCUGGACUGACUGCCUUGCACAGUAUUCUUAAAUUAUAGUGGAUUUGUUUAUAUCCAGAAAAUGAGUCUUUAGGGUUUUAGUUUGUGACUUCUUCUGCAUUAACUAUUUAAUCUAUACACAAACCAAUAUUCUGACCUCAUGCAUUAUCCAGCAGAACUCAACCGUAUAUAAAAGGGAUUGCACUCCAAGGCCUUGUCUAAAAUAAAUAUGUGCAGCUUAUGUACUUUUCAGCAUUUCAGCUAAUAUACGUGUUCUUCAGGUCCAGGACAACUGAACCAGCAAAAGUCUGUACUGUUCAAAUAAUUGACCUUCCUAUAAAUUUAUACAAUAUUUGCAUUUCUGAGCUCUGAAUUGCUAGCAUUAUCUUAUCUGUGCCACAUUGCAUUCUAGAAGUUGUACACCUGUUCCAUAGGUGUGUAUCACGGCCGUGAACCUUUUUUUGUCAAUGAAAAGGUGUGGAUAUUAUAGUCUGGGAUUUUUACAAAUGCUGGGAAUGUUAAAGGAACACUAUGGGGUCAGGAACAAAAACAUGCAUUCCUGACCCUGUAGUUUUAAAUACACCACCUAGUAGGGAGGUCUUUUCUGCUCUCCCUCAUCAGUGACCUCUAGGAGAGAAAAAUAUUUUUAAAUAGGUUUUUUUGCCUAACCUAUACAUUUGUUAGCAAAACUGCUAGCACCAUGUAUAGUUAGUCGUAUGCUCAAUUUAAUGAACAUAGGUUGUUUGGGGCAGACAGGUGCCCUUUAAUGUGUAAGCUGUAGAAGACCUGAAUGGUUGAAGCUUGAAUUAAUUCACUCAUUCAAAAGUAAAUAGAAAUGAAAAUCCACUUCAAAUGCUAGCAAUCCAGAAGUUGAGUAUUUCUAUGAACUCAAAAAAUCUAAAACCUGAUGACCUCAACAUAGAAGAAAUUCAUGAAAGUAGAGUAUAGUGGAAAAUAUUAAUUUAAAACAUUUGCUAAACUCCACUAGUCGUCUUUUUCAAAGUGCACGGUAAUGUAGUAGACCUCCAAACAUUGGGACCCAGCAAGAUGCUGAUUUUAUAGCAGUUAAUGGAUACUUGAUACACACAAAAUUCCUAAUGCUUCCCUGCAAUAUGGUCCGUACCACUAAUCACCACAUUUCAAAAGACCCAACUAACCUAAGCAGAGGUACCAUGGUUAGUACUGACUCCUAAGUCUUAAGAUGGACUUGGAGAAAACCAAAAUCACGUUUUUUCCAACAAACUCUACAUACAACGAAUCCAGACAAAGCACAACCAGAAUUAUAAUCUCUAGAUCACAAUUACCUCAUCAGAAAUCUUUCUGAGUAUUCCAAGAAAAAGCACUGAGCUUUCCCCCAUGUGAUUUGGAAAAGUCUGAUCAGUUCCAGUCAGCUGUUCCAUUUCUUUAGUAUUCGUUUGAGGUUUGUUACUGAACAAGAAGAAAUAUUUAAUCCUAUUGGAACAAAUUACAAUACAGAAUAUGCAUUUACUAUUCAACAAAUGUACUGCUGGGGAGCUUUCAUUUGAUACCAGCAUAGAUACAUUUUUCUAAAGACAGUACAACUAUACAUGGACGUGAACACAGCCUUCUACGUUGCACUGUGCACACACCUGUAAAGGACAAUUACUUCUCAGAAAUAGAAAUAACACUUUUCCCCAUUUGUAACAAAUACAGACCAUAGACUCUGUUUGGAAAAAAUGUCAUGUGAUUUGCAGAAUUUGAAAUUAAGUCAGAAACGUUUAUCAUGACUUAAGACACCCCAACCUAUUCUGUUUUCUGUAUCUGUGUAUUUUGUUUGGGAAUUUGUAUAUACAACUUUUAAGAUUAUAAAGGACCACUUCACACCACAAAGGCACUUCAGCUUGCUGAAGUGCUUUACAGGUGAGGAGUGUCACGGCAAGGGUGCUUAAUUAAUUAUUGCACUAUGGGAUAAUGUCCUCUAAUGUAAUUUGUGUGCUGCAUAGAUGGCCUGCCUGCCUGGUAGAGGUGGUAUUGCCAAUGUCAAAAGGGGUUAAUUUGAUUGUAUGGAAUGUCAGAAGGUUUAUAGCCUUAAUUCCUCUUUGAAGCUGGGACCCCCACAGAGGUCAGAUGACAGAAGGGGUAAUGUAAAUUGCAUAGGAAUGUGAAAAGGGUCAGAUGGGUUACCACAUGGAUAGAUCCUGUGAUUAAUCAAAGACCCUCUGCAAGGUGUGGGAUGCUACACUUGAAACUACCUCUUAAUUGAUGAGUCAAUCUCUUUGAUAUGUUAAUGGCCAUUAGCCUUGUUCCAGUAUCAUAUCCAAAAGGAAAAACAUUAUUUACCCACAGAAUAGUAAUUAAGCCUCAUUUGUUAUAUUUGGAAUGUGACAAGCGCCAUCUUUUAAUCAAGUCCAAACAUGAUUGGUAUAACUUAACCAUAGGGGAAGGGGUUGUGAUGUCCGCUAUAUUGGGUCGCAAGUGAGGUGUGUGUGACAUAUCUAUGGAAUGGAAAAAUAACAAAUUCGCAGAUGCAAUUAUUAUUUCUGUGGCAAGUACAUAAGAGACGAUAGAACCAAAUGUUUCCAUUUGGAUUGAGGUAGGUCUAGGGCACAAGGUGGUGGUCACUUUUUGUCUCUAUAGAUAUGCCUUAACUCCACCUCUGGGCGAGGCGUGGUAAUCCACAUGGUAUUUCUCUAAUGAUACGGAAGUGUGCAUUGUAGUUGCUUGAGGGGCCAGAAUCUAAUUCUAAGUAAGUCACCAUCUUUCCUACCAGAGACCUCCUGGGGCAGAAGUUUUACUUCGAAAAGCUGAGUAAGUGAUUAGGACUUAUGUUAUCUCAUCCCUUUUGGUUUUAUCUGUUGUUGGUGUAAAUAUUUUGAUUGGCAUCCAUAUUUUUUGUAUGCACUGUGUGCAUUUACUAUUUUUUUGCUCAUAAGUGUUUCUUUAUAAAGUUCUGCCUUUGUCUCGUAAAGAAUAACGUUACCUGAAGAGAAUAAUUCAUAUUUUGCUAUUACAUAUUGUGCAAAGCUAUAUUUGGUGGGUUUUUCUUAAGUUACCAGGGGGACCAAGGCACCCCAUUUAUAAAUUGUCUUGGUGGUGGCAGUGUUAAAAUAGUAAGUUAUAUUAUUAUGCUUAAGUGUGGGUGGUGUUAAGGGGAUUUUAUCAUUAUUUCCGAUCUAGUGCAGACAAAUAGUGAACGUUAACCCUUUCACCACCACAACUACAUCACGCACACUCUUGAAGUAGGGUGCGUUCGUGACAAGGAGUAUCCUAGUUUAUUCUCAAUUAAUAAAAGUGGAGAUUUUUAUGAGCAAUCAGCACUUUUAUAAAUUUAACUAGGGAACACCCCCUGGCUGUCACUCAAACAGCCAGGGAGCUUUGCAGCCUUCUUGGGCAUGCCUCCCCAUCCCCACAGACGUCAGAUCAGCUCCAGACCUCAAACCGGGGAUGCAUGUGGGCACCAAAUCAGAGGUUUCUCCAUGAGAAGCAUCUGGUUAUUUCUCUGUGAGGAGACUGAUUCUCAUCUGGGGGGAAAAAAGGAGGGCUUGUUAAGGCAGCUGUUCAUAAAGGGAAUGAGACACUGGGAGUGGGUGAGGGGGUGUGACAGCUGGGGGAAAGAGACAAUAAGGGGAAAUGAGAUGCAGCUAGAUGGGCUGGGGGGAAGAGACACACAAAUGAGACUAUGGAGAGAAAGAGACCCACAGAGGGGCUGGGGAAGAAACACUCAGAGGGGACACAGAGGAGCUGGAGAAGGGGCAAAUGAGACAGAGGCUUUACCUAAACCCAUUAGAUUUGUCAUGUCGAUUCUAUGGGAGAUUUUAGUCAACUAAAACUGCUUUCUAGUCCGAAGACUGACUAAAUACCUUUCUAAAGAAUUGGUAAUUUAAAGAAAAUAAAAUCUUAAAGGUGUAGUUUGUGCACGAAAAUCACUUAAUCUUAAUAAUAUGACUAUUGGACAUGGAUGCUGACCCUGCUUCCUUGCAAAUAAAAAGUUUAUUUUUUUUGUUUUGUUUUGUUUUCGUGUUGUCUCCCGAACGCAGGUAGUGGUACAUGGCCGUUGAUGGCAUGGAUUUCUGAGUUGGCUACACAAGCCCGCAAACCUCUCUGUAAACUUGUACCCCUGCUCGUUCCACUUCCCGACCAACUAGGAGAACGGCGUUCGGAAGUUGACAUUGCCCCGCAUUAGAACUCCCGAACGCCGUUUGACUCCCCAACACAGUACAAAAUUCUGUCGAAACUAGCACUGACCUGUGGAUUUUUUUUUUUAAGAGCUUCGGGCUUCUGUUACGAAGAGGAUCCCAUUGAUUUAAAUAGAGCAAAUAUUGUAUAAAAGUGUUUUUAUAGAGGUAUAUUAUAACUUCUUUUUAAAGGAAUGAAACCUAUGGGAAUACCGGGCGAGGUCGUUAUUUAAUAAGAAUGAAACCGCAAUGAAAUAAGUUAUGUAAUUUACAAGGUUGCAAUAAUAUUUUCAGGUGACGAGUGCAUAAACAAGCAGUUUGUGUCACGUGAUCUGUAGAAGUCUAAUUUUUUUUUAUAUUUAUUAUUAAUGGGAGAGUAGCAGAAUUUGGAGAUUGAGUGAAAAAGGAUAAUUGCCUAAUGUUUCUGACAUCAACGGCUAAAUAUCUCUGCUUUUAUGGAAUUGGACGUUUAGAUCCAUUCCAAGAAUGCAGGCACUUAUGGGUUAAAAAACAGAAUUGCUGUGUUAACAUUGCAUUACCAAAAAGUCUGCCAAUUUAUUUUCAGAUACCGUAAAUGCUCGUCUAUAAGUAGAGUGCAGUUUUUUGACCAACAAUUGUGAAAUAUGCUAUGACUCUGGGAUAAGUAGAGGGUACGUUAUUCAAAUGGAAUUGUUUGGUUAACGAACAGACUCUGACCACCCCUGGUUGUUAACCACAAAGGUGGCUGCCAUUCGUCUAUACGAACGCACGUGUUGUCUCCCGAACGCAGGUAGUGGUACAUGGCCGUUGAUGGCAUGGAUCUCUGAGUUGGCUACACAAGCCCGCAAACCUCUCUGUAAACUUGUACCCCUGCUCGUUCCACUUCCUGACCAACUAGGAGAACGGCGUUCGGAAGUUGACAUUGCCCCGCAUUAGAACUCCCGAACGCCGUUUGACUCCCCAACACAGUACAAAAUUCUGUCGAAACUAGCACUGACCUGUGGAUAAGUCGACUUUGCGUUUUAAAAUGAAGUUUAAGACUAAAAUUUCUUGACUUAUACAGGAGUAUAUAGGGUAAUGAAAUUUCGUUGUGUGUGUGUGUGUGGUAUAAUGAUUUGAUGUGUUUUGCAGCAUUAUAUGGUUUCUUGUUACAUUAAUUAUAAUUGAAAUUUAAGGCAUCUGAAAAGGGGGAAUAAAAGCCCCCAAAUGUAGUAGUUUUUCAAGCAAGAGGAAUGUUUAUUCUGGCAUCACUAGUCUUGUUUGUCAUUUACAUUCUUUGUGUGUCUGACCUUCUUUAUGACUAUUAUAUGGAUUGCAUUAUUCUGACUCUUUUUUUUUAUUUUUUUUUUUUUUUCACUAUUUAUUUUGCUUUUUGAUAGGGCCGUAUUGAAUAUUUGGUGAAAUGGAAAGGCUGGGCCAUAAAGUAAGUAAGCUGUUUUUGUGUUUUCAUUAAUACAGUACUGUGUGUGUAUAUGGUACAUCAUUUUCAUAUUCUACUAUUAAUCAUGUGUUUCCUGUAUGCAUUUUAGCAGUACCUGAUUUUAAUUGCUUGUUUUUUUUAGUUUGCGGACCAAUAGAGGGCUCGGCCACGCUACAGUGAGGGAGUGACAGGAGGGAGCGCUGAGCGCUUCCCUCCUGUCAGCCCCUCUCCUCAUGCUGCGCCCGGGCGGUGUGCCCUCAUGGACGCACCGCCCGGGCAAAGCUGCAGCCACCUGAGGCUCUCUACAGAGCGCUCGGGCGGCUGCUGCAUGGGGGGGCCGGCGCUCCUGGUCAUGGCACCCCCCACCCUGGGGGCAACUGGGGAGGACCGCCCCCUCUGCCCCCCCUUAGUACGCCACUGGUUUUGGGUGAUGCUGGAUGUCCUCGUGUACCUUGAAACUCUUGCCUUGUUCUAUAUGAGCUAAUGGCAUGCUAGCUGUUGUGGUGUGUUUUGGUUUUGUUUUUAUUACAAAAUUAUAAUUUGGCAGGGGGGGGGUAUUGUUUUUUAAGAUCUGGGAGUAAGUGUUCCCUUAUUUUGCACAGUUCACCACAGUAAGACCAUAAAAUAGUGGUUGCUGGGAAAGACUUAACAAAGGGUUUGGUCACAAACAAACAUGGGGGACAGUUCCUAUUUAACAACUCAAGUAUUGUUUCUGACAUUUAUGACCAUGAAAUAAAAUUAGGCUUUAAAUGAGUGUGUCUGUAUAUAUGACACACAUAUACUUUAAUGCUAUUAUUAUAAAGCACAGCAAAGAAUACAUUGGUAAAUAAAAACCCGCAAAACUGACAACCCUUUUUAAAGAUAUAAAAUAUUUAAUUUUGAUAGUGUAAUUUCUUUGCAAAUAUAACUUUAAUGUAGUCACGUUUGAAAGCUGAAAGAUAGUUUACAAUAGGUAUCGUGGAUCAUUUAGUUGCUAUCUCAUGAACAAUUCAGUAUUUCCAUUAAUAGUUAACAGACAUUGUAUGAAGGUGACAUGUCCACUUGAACAAAUUCCUCUUUGUAUAAUCCCUCUUGUGAAAUGUCGGCACUUAGGUUUGUAGAACUGGUUAGUUAGCCAAACAAAUAUACGAUCUUGGGCUGAAGGUGUUGGGCCGAGUCAGACAUGGCUUUUUUUUUUGAGUGAGUGAGAGAGAGAUAGAUAUAGAUAUAGAUAGAUAUAUAUAUAUAUAUCACCACCAGUCUUCUUCUGAAGAAGCUCAGCCCAGACAGUCCCCAUUCUGCACUGUAGGACCCCCAGGGGCCAUGUGACCGCUAAAAGAGCGGUCACUUGGCCACAAUAGGUGUCCACAGUGCUGCCAGCAGGGGGACUGCCUGAAAUGACAGGCAGUGCCCCUACUGGUGAAAAAGUAAAAAUAAAAUUUAAUAAAUGUAAAAAAAAAAAUAUAAAAAAUAAAAUAAAAAUAUAUAUAUAUAUAUAUCGUGUGUGUGUGUGUGUGUAUAUAUAUAUAUAUAUAUAUAUAUAUAUAUAUAUAUCUAUAUAUAUGCUAUCUAACGUCAUACUAAGUGUAUUUUUUUUAAAAUUAAUAUAAAAAUACUUACUGUAAAAUUACACACGUGUGUGUGUGUGUAUAUAUAUAUAAUUUUUAUAUAUUAUAUUAAAAUUCGAACUGUAUUUUGAUAUUAAAAUAUAAAUAUAUAUCAAUGAAUAUCUCCUUAACGACUGUGGACUUAUUGAGUAUGUCCAACUAAAAUGGUCGUUAAGGACCGCAGACGUACCAAGUAUGUCCGCGGCAAAUAGGAGCCCUGAACCCUAGCAGUCCCCCUGCAGUAGCUCCGGCCCUCUAGGGCCAUGUGAUCACAUCGCCGCAGGAGGUGGAAAAAAUGAGCGGCACAGUGGGAGCCUCCAUGUCAGAAAAAGGAAAGUAAAUUAUUUAUUUGACAAACAGGAAGCGUGGAGCCUUACUACAACUAGAGACAUUUUAAGAAUACAGAUCUUUAGCAACUUGGAGUAUUCUUUCUCAAAUUGACAACCCUGAAAUAAAAUUCAGAUGUCUGUCUACAAGGUCCCCCCGUGUGCCUGACCGCAUACUGUUUCUGUCCUAUGCCCAUGGUCCUUCCAUCCUGAUCUUACAGUAAGGUAGAAGUUCAUCCCCUUUAUCAUACCAGCUUUUACCAAGUUGGGGCAUUAAUCGUGGGCUGAUAUUUUAACUCUAACUGUUGAGUAUUUUCUUCUAGGAGCACUUUGGUUUGAUAUAAAACAUGCUAUUGGGCAUGCUGAGUUGAUUCUAUGCAGAGUUACAACUGAAUUCAUACACAUUAACGUUAAAAGGUUCCAGACACCAUUGGCAUUUAAAGAAUUCCGUGUGCAAUGACAGCGGGUUAGUGGAGUUUAAGCCAUUACUGGAAAGUGUUCUGGUUAAUUUCAUGCUGCGAAGUGCAAAUAUUUUUCAGGGGUUUGUCCUCUCGGGAAGCUUCAUUCACAACAGUGUGUUGGAUUUGUGGAAUUACCUGUUUUUCAACCCCUUAAACGGGCACAAUUCACUGCCCAAAUACAGAAAAAUAACAAACAUCACUAGUAGAAAUACUCCAAAUAAAAACAUGGAUGCACAUUUUCAUUAGGCGUAUAUCUAAAAACAGCUUGCAAAACCUGCUGCCUUUGCAAACCUUCAAUUUCUAGCUCCGCCCAGACUUUCUGUGGCUGUCCAAUCACAGACGCUCAAUGAGAAGUCCUUGCAAGGCAGGUGCUCUGUGCAAUUGCUGUAUCUUCAGGUUAAACAGCUAGCUAAAGUGGUAGGAAGUAAUAUGAUAAGUGGUGUGCCUGAGAGCCAUAGGGGUGGUAACCAGGUUAAAUUAGAAAAGUGCCAGUUUUUAUUGAGUUUUACACUUUUUGUAAAAUGGGGGAGGAGGGCAGAAGAGGACACACUAUUUAUACAUAAAGCAUGUCUGCAAACUACAGUGCUUUAGGGGUCUGGAGUAUCGCUUGAAGGACACUGCUUUGUACUUAAGGACUUAAUUUUUGGGCAUUUUUCCUACGUGUGUUCACCUACAAUUUCUAUCUUUGUCAUUUAUUGCACACAAAAACAUAUUACAUGUUAUGUUUUUUUUAUGUGUGUGUGUGUGUAUAUAUGUGUAUAUGUGUGUAUGUGUGUAUGUGUGUAUAUGUGUGUAUGUAUAUGUAUAUGUGUGUAUAUAUAUAUAUAUAUAUAUAUAUAUAUAUAUAUAUAUAUAUAUAUAUAUAUAUAUAUAUAUAUAUAUAUAUAUAUAUAUAUAUGUGUGUGUGUGUCAUUUACAUCUCAUUUAUUUAAACAUAAAAUAUGAACUUUUUUUUUUUCCACAGUUUUGGCAACCGUGUGCAUAAUUAAUGCAGCAUAAAGGCUGUAUUUCUAAUGCUAGUUAGUUAGCUAGAGUUCCCUUGUCCCUAGUUUAUAUGUAGUUCUCCCCCUGUUUUAAUAAAAAUGUUAUACAUUUGAGUUUUAGCUAUCUUUUCCCUUCAGAUUAGAGGCAGUGCUUGACAACUGGGAUUUCUAAUCUGGAGGGAAAAAACAGGCAGGCAAACCCCCAAACCUUUUUAAGUACCUCCCCCAAUUACUAUUCGUAUUAUAAAUAUCCACUUACCCCAAAACAGCCCCAGUUCUUUGCCUGCCUUUGGCAGAGGAGGGUGACAGGUUGUUCCCUCAAGAAGCAUGGUGAGAGGGCUGAGGCUCAGGAGGCUCUGCUUCUUCUCGCUUAUGGACAGGGGUAAGCACGCAGGACGGCUGAAUCCCCUCUGUGUUAUAUGUGAAUACCGUCUAUACCGCGCAAUGUGCCGGGCAGACGAGGGGCCAGCUGGGAAGUCCUGGCGGUAGAACGCACGUACAGGUUGCGUUCCACCGGGAUAUCGCGUUGCACAUGUGCAAUACGAUUCAAAUUCAGCCGCCAAAAUCUGAAAUUUCUUUAUUUUCGUCGCUCGUUCAGAUUUGGUUUCUAGGACUUAGAGAGGCCAUUUAACCAGCAGCAACUAACUGUUUGCCAGGUGCACUCAGAAUCUGUUGCAAGUGCGUUCUCACCUGCCCUCCAACACACUUUGAGACCAUUUAAGGUAAGACUUUUUGCUUUUCGCUUAAAUGGCUUUAGCCUGAAUUAAAAUUGAGAUUUUUUUUUUUUCUCUUUCCUCAGUAUGUCUAAUCCUGAGACUACAGAUAGAACUUCUUAGAGGGGUAAAUGUUCUGCAAAAUCCAAACAUUUAAGUUGCGCUGCUUGUUCACAACCCAUGCCAGAUGGAUAUAAAAGGAAAAUAGCUUCCAAAGAGACUUCUGAGGAAGCAAAGAAGUCAGAAAUGUCCACAUUCGUAAACUGGCUCCAGCAAAGUAUGCAAAUGCAGACUGCAGCCAUUCAGUCUGCUCAGGACUCUGUUUCUCAGGAUUUGUCAGUAAUAAAACCGUCUAAGAAAAGGCCUAGAUCCUGGGAACUAUCAGAUGUAAGCUCGAGUUCUGAUAUGUCUGAAUCAAGAGAUGAGAAUUCUAGUGAUUCUUCUGAGGAGGAAUUUGCAUUUCCAGAGGAAUCUAUUGGAAAAUGAGUAAAGGAAGUCCAGUUCCUGAUGGAGGAUGUGAAAAAGGAAGAAAUCAAAAGUUUUCCCAUUUCAUCCUCCGCUAAAGGAUUUGAUUUGAGAGAAUGGAAAUUCCCAGGGCGAAAGCAGUUUAUGUCAAAACACUUUAAAUCUCUUUUUACCAUUUGAAAUGGAUCCUGAGUGCCUCCUGGAUUCUGUUCCAUUGGUAGACAUCCCUAUAGCUCAGCUGGGAAAGAAAACCACUUUACCUAUAGGUGAUUCGAGUGGCUUAAGACGCCAUGGAGAAGCGUAUGGAUUCUUCUUUAAAGAAAAUAUUUGUCUCCUCAGCUGCACAAUCGAAAGCACUGAUUGCAGGUACUUCUGUGGCAAAGGCACAGAAACAUUGGCUAGAAGAAUUAGAGAAGGUUUAUGCGGGUGAAUCUAAAGAAGACUCUGUAAAGUAGUUGAAAAAGAUGGCAUUGGAUUUGUUUUGUAGAUUCUUCUUCAGAAAGCCUGUAGUUAUCCGCUAAGGCACUGGGGCUAUCUACAGUGGCAAGGAGAGCACUAUGGCUGAGAAACUGGUCAGCUGACUCAGCAUCCAAGAAUUCUUUGUGACCUUCCAUUUGAACUUGGUAGACUUCUUGGUUCUAAACUGGAUGAUCUGUUAAAACAGAUGAAGGAAGGCCUCGCCUGACGUUUACAGGAAACUGGUUUGGAAUAAAAAGUUUUUUUGGAGUCCAGUCCUCCUUCAGAGGUUCCUUUCGAAAGAGCGCUUGCAGGGGUCUACAAAGGAAAGUAUUUGAUUACAGGAGAAAAGAGAAGUUCACUGACGAGGAAUAGGAUGUUAUGACGCCAUUCCAGUUGGAGGAAGAUUGACACAUUUCCUAAAUUACUGUCAAGUGACUACCUCUGAUCGCUGGGCUCUUUCUGUGAUAAAGAAUGGUUACUACCUGGAUCUAUCAGAGAUCCCAAAAAGAACAUUUUUAUGUUCUACGGCCCUAUCGCCUGCAACAGAGAGAGCCUUAAUGGAAGAAGUAUCAAAGCUCCUUCAAAAGAAGGUCAUAGAAAGAGUGCUCCUAAAAUUAAAGAUUUACCGGACGGUUCUUUCAGACCCAUUCUAGAUCUCAAGUCCGUCAACAAUUUUUUUUGUGUCAAUCAUUUUUAUUGAAGGUAAUUUUUUCAAAUAUUCCGUAGGCAUACGGUAAGUAAAACGGUAAAUGGUACAAGACAUAUAAAAAACAAGUAACAGAAACAAUGCUCAUAUUUUCUACUCUCAAAAUCUGGAGGUUGUCUACAUACAAACCCAUGCCCGCGGCUUAGGGUCUGUCGGUAAAUGGUACAAGACAUAUAUAAACAAGUAACAGAACAAUGCUCAUAUUUUCUACUAUCGAAAUCUGGAGGUUGUCUACAUACGAAUCCAUGCCUGCGGCUUGGGUAAUAUGAAGGUCAGUCAACCUUCGGUCAACCCGACAAGUGAUUGCUGUGCUUUGUUUAAUCCUGCGUCCCCAUGUGCACCCCGAGGUGCAUGUAGAAUGUUUAAGUGUCAACUCUUAUAGGUGGUCAGUCAUGUUAAACCCUCGGGGCCAUUUCGGCGUGUUGCGCUCUAAAUCUUCCCCCUCAGAGAAGGGGAGUCAAACUAAUUACUCACUAGGAUUGUGAGGUCAGCCUUAUACCUGUCGCCUCCACCCAAGCCGUUAUGUCUAGGAGGGUGACCCCCCUUUUCGGCUGUGUCAGUAUGGCCUGUCCAUGUCCUGUAUGUCGUCCAUGAACUGUGGGGUAGUGCGUCCGUCGGGGCAUGUUCCAGACUAAGCCAGUCUGCUUCAGGGUCUCCGUGCUGGGUAUAAGUUGAGAGAUAGUACACACAAAGGGAGGGAAAGAGAGAAAGAAGAAGAAGAGAAGAGAGAGAAAAAAAAAAAAGAAAAGAGCACACUCCCCACACACCUCCCCCCUCAGGUCGGUUCCGCAGCCCCGCAACUCAUGCCCCGUCUCUCGAGGUAUACUGCCUCCAAGGAUACCACGUCAGGGCGCACUUAUCUGCGCGCUCUCGCAUAGAGGCCGUCAGGAUCUCCAUGUCGUAGAUGGUCUCCACCUUGUCUAUCCAUUGUCUAAGUGUGGGAACUGAUGGACCUUUCCAGUGCAGGGGAAUGAGGGCCUUUGCUGCGUUCAAUAGGUGUAUUGUCAGUGACUUUUUGUAUGCCUGCGUUGGGGUGGGUGUAUGGUGUAGAAGCAUUGGCAGCGGCUGUAGGGGGAUGUCGUCCCCUGUGAUCUCCUUGAUCUUUGCCUUGAUCAUUUGCCAGUAUGGUUUGAUACUAGGGCAUGACCACCAGAUGUGUAGGUUGGUGCCCCUUUCUAAUCCGCAUCUCCAACAAUCGUCUGUGUCCGUCCCCUGUAUGUGCCUCAGUGUGUCUGGUGUUCUGUACCAUCGUGUUAACAGUUUGUAGCUGGUUUCCUGGAAUUUCGAGCUAAUUGAGCAUUUAUGUGUGAAGAGGAAUAUUUUGUCCCAUUCUUGGUCCGUCAGCUGUGUACCCGUCUCCUCCUCCCAUCUGCUCGUGUAGCCUAGUGGGCAACUAUCCCCUGACUGCUGGAGCAGAGCAUAUAAGUGUGACACCCCAUGGGUUAAAUGUCGUCUGUCUGUGCACAGGCGUUCAAAUUCCGUAAGUGUACGGUGGAGUUGAGUUCUCCCCGGGAUUUUGGUAUAGUAGGACCUAACCUGGUGAUAGUGGAAUUUGUCGAGAACAGUAGGUUGCCCGUCUGGCAAUAAGUCCCCCAGCGAUUGCAGCGUUCCCCCCGGACUCCACUGGCGUACAUAGAACCAAUCUGUUCUUUGGAAAUUGCGUAAAGCAACCGGGUGAAGGCCACCCGCAACCCUCGGGUUGUGAGUAAUAGGGGUAAGCGGGUUUGGGGAGCUGGUGAGUUGGUAGGCAUAUCUUAGUCCGCACCACACCUUGAGAGUUGCGUCUAUCACCGGGUUUUUUGUGUGCAGGUCUGUGUAGGUAUACCCACCCAGCCAGAGCUGCGACGGGACAGCGCCCCGAGUCUGUUGCAGUUCCAUGGAUACCCAUCGUUUGGUACUUGGCCGCGCAUGCCAGUCUACUACCCUAUGGAGGUGUGUGGCCCUAUAGUAUGAGAUCACUGACUGUAGCCCCAUCCCCCCGGCCGCUUUCGGUCUCUCUAGGAUCGACCUACGGAUGCGCGGCUGCCUGUUGUUCCACACAAACCUACGGAUAGCUGUUGUCACCGAGUUGAAGAACGUCUGGGGGAUCCUGGUGGGUAGUGCCGCAAAGAGAUAUAACAGCCUGGGGAGAAUGUUCAUUUUGACCGCACCAAUACGGCCAAACCAGGAUACGUACCGCUGCGUCCACCACUGAAGGUCUUGUUGGAUUGCGGAGAGGAGAGGGAGAAAGUUUAGCUUGUAUAUCUGCGUCAGGUCCGCUGGCAGCCAGGUACCAAGGUACCUUAGUUUGGUUGUGCACCAGGAGAAGGCGAACUGGGAGCCCAGCUGACGGGCCCGCUCCUCUCCCUGCAUUAUCGGCAUGGCUUCGGACUUUUCAACGUUGUUUUAGGUUGGAUACCUGGUGAUAGGUGUGGAACGCCUGUAAGAGGUUGGGCAUGGAUAUCCUGGGUUGUUCCAUGAAAAAGAGCAUGUCGUCCGCAUAGGCCCCCACUCUGUGUUCUUCAGACCCCACCUUCACCCCCGUUAUGCCCCCGUCCUGUCUGACCGCCUCCAGAAAUGGUUCAAGAGAGAGGGCAAACAGGAGGGGGGACAGGGGACAACCCUGCCGGGUCCCAUUGCCAAUCGGGAAGGACUGCGUUAGGGCUCCGUUAAUGCGGAUCCGUGCCGUUGGAUAGGAGUAUAACGCCGACACCCAGGCUCGUACAGUUGGUCCAAACCCCAUGUGUCUUAGGGUCUCGUCCAAAUAGACCCAGUCCACCCUGUCGAACGCCUUUUCGGCGUCCGUAGAGAGGAGGACUGUGUCCCUUCCCGAGGUUCGUGCGCAAUGUAUGAUGUUCAGGGCUCGUAUCGUGUCGUCCCUGGCCCCUCUGCCCAGAAUAAAGCCCACCUGAUCUGGGUGAAUGAGAUCCGGCAGGAUCCGUGACACCCUCAGGGAGAGAGCUUUGGUAAAUAGCUUCAGAUCCGCAUUUAGCAAUGAAAUUGGUCUAUAGCUCGAGCAGUUUGAUGGAUCUUUCCCGUCUUUGGGGAUAACCGUUACUAUCGCCGCCAGGGAGUCCUUGGGGAACCGCCCCCCGUCCUGUAAGGAGUUCAGGCCUGCUAGAAGUCGGGGUAGUAGGGCGUCUCGGAAAGUUCUUAGAUAUGUGAGGGGGAGGCCGUCCGGCCCCGGGGCCCUGUGAGUUUUGGAGCGUUUCAUGGCUGCGGCUAGUUCCUCUAAGGUUAGGGGAGCAUCAAUUUCCUCAGCGAGCUCCGGAGUGAGUUUGCGAGUCACAUGUCGCGUUAGGUAGUCUGUGACCUUCCUACGGUGGUUUUGGGCUUCUGUCCCCUGAGCUGGCCUAGCUUGGUUGUAUAGGUCCCUAUAGUAGGCCCUAAAUGCUGCCAUGAUGCCCUCUGGUAGUCUGGUGUGCCGUCCGUGUCCGGUGCGUAUCUGGUGAAUAUGUUGGGCUCUACGCUUCUCUCGGAGCACCUGCGCCAGAAGUCGACCGCACUUAUUCGAGUGCUCAUAGAAGUGCCUAGCUGAUUUCCGCAACGUAUGUAGUAAUCCCUGGGAUAAGUGUGCUUUGAGUGCCCUACGUGUCUCUGUGAGUCGUAAGUAUGUGUCGUCAUCUAGGCUAUGCUUAUGUGUAUUCUCUAGGUCUGCAAUCCGUGCCGUGAGGUCCAAAAUUUGGCGAGCCCUGUCUUUCUUGCGUUGCGUGCUGAUAGAUAUAAAGUGACCCCUAAUGACGCAUUUGUGGGCUUCCCACAGCAUCAGAGGGGGCAUGUCGGGUGUGUCAUUAGUGUCAAAGUACUGCGUAAGCGUCUGUAGUGUCUUGGUGCGUAUCUCGAGCUCUGUUAACAUGGUUUCGUUGAGCUUCCAUUGGCGUUCGGUCGGUUUAAAUAAAGGUGAGUUCAUUAUCACCGUGUUUGGGGCAUGGUCGGACUGGUUGAUAAUCCCUAUGGAAGCGUCUCGGAGAAGCGCCAGGCUCUCCUGGGGCAUGAAGAUGUAGUCUAUCCUACUAUAUUGCCUAUAUACUGACGAGUAAUAGGAGAAGUCUCUAUCGUCCGGGUGGGCCACCCUCCAACUGUCGACCAGCCCCAUGCCAGUCAGUGCUCGUCGCAUUGCACGUAGGCUGUGCUCUGGGACAGUGCUGGUCCCUCUGGUGGUGUCCAUCCGGGGGUCCAGGGGAGCGUUGAGAUCCCCUGCCAAUAUCAGCAGGCCGGCCCUGAAUUUUUCUAGUUUGGCUAGUGUUUUGGUAAAGAAUUUAUGCUGUCCGCGGUUAGGGCUAUAAAUGCUUGCGAAAGUGUAGGUGUGGUGUGCGAUGGUGCCCUUCAAAAAGAUGUACCUCCCCCCCGGGUCCGUCAUGGUGUCUAUGAGAUGGAACGGGACUAUGUGGGAGAACAGAAUCGCCACUCCCGUUUUCUUAGCCUCUGGGUGAUUGGCGUAGUACCCCUGUGGAAAGCGUCUAUUCUCAAUCUUCGGAGAAUCCUGACCCCUAAAGUGCGUCUCCUGCAAGAGCGCCACAGACACCUUUUCCGCCCAUAACUGCCUCAAAAGUUGAGACCGCUUCUCCGGGGUGUUUAGGCCCCUCACGUUAUUAGACCACACUUUGAGUUGUGCGGGGGCGAGACUCCCCCCGGCCCCUCGGGGUGAACAGCCCCCGGCCGGCCCUGUCUGGGAAGGCAUUGUGUAAUUGACUGUACGUGGGCUCGGGGGGAUAAGGGGAGGGUGGGGGAGAGACGCAGAGAGAGAGAGGAAUGGGCAGGUGGCAGAGGGGAGGGGGGGAAAGAGAAGGAAGAAAAAAAAUAAAAAUUAAAUAAAUAAAAAAAUACAAAUAAAUAAAUAAAUAAAAAAUAAAAAAACGGUUUGUGAGCAACAAUGAACCUCGGUCGGAUAGAGUUGCUCGGCAGCUACUCGACUGUAGUCCUACCGAACUCCGACUAGUUUGUACACCACGGGUCAGUUGCGUGGGGUGUGAGCAAGGUCGCCUGCGGCGUGGAACAACCUAGUGUGUGUGUCUGGUCCGAGUCCGUCUCCCGGUGCUCCCAACCCGCCAGUCGUGAUGUGUGUGCGGUCUCCGUCUAGUCUCAGCUGUCCCCCGUCAGUGUUCUACCCCUAGUACCCCAGGGAGAGCAUAUGGACCGUCCUGCCCCCUCAACCCCCCCUCAUCCAGAUUCUCCGUCCUACCCCCUCCCGCCCUGUCAGAUUAUCCGUCUCCCCCCUCUCCGAGGACACACGAGCCUUCUGGCCCUUCUUUGACUUUAGUGGUGCCACUUGUAAGUAGUGCUUAUUGGUUCCUGUGCCCUGUUUCGGUCUAUGUACGAGUUCCUUCGUGCGUCCCCAGGUGCCCGGUCGUCCCCCCUCUCUACCCCUCUCGGCCCUGCAGGGGUCAGGGCGUAGACCUUUUGGCCCUCGGGCCCGGGGGGGUGUGACGGGUGUGCUUCCAGCCUCCUCCCUCCGGGUACCGCCAUGGCUCCCUAGCCCCAGUGAGUAACCCCUUAGGAGACCCGCCCAACCUCCCUGCAGGCCCCGCCCCCACACCAGGUCCUGACAUGCUGUUAAUAGCUCCAAUAGGUCGGGUGCUCCACCUGAACCCGCUCUGCCCCAACUGAGGCCGUGUGAAGUGGUGGUGGCCAGUUCCCUUCUAUGCUUCCACUUUGCUGCCCCCCCAUUUCCCGUCUCCCACCCAAGUGCUGAGUUCCCGGGGGUACAGGUCUUAUAGUACACAUAGGGGAGUCCCAGGCCCGGGGAGAGGAACGGUACAUACCCCAGAUGCUCAGUUUCAAGUCCUCAGUUAAUCCACGUGUACCUACGGGCAGGUGUGCACCUUACCCGCGGGGAAGGACGUGGGGGUCUCGGGGCUCCCGGUCCGCGCAAGAACCCCUCCAGGGGCGCGCUCUCGGGUGCUUACAGACUUCCUACUCUUCCGCGGUGUUGGGCCCGCUCCGGUGCGUUGAGGAGCUCCGCAGGGCACCAUCCGACAGAUGAUCCGCUGGAACUGUAGGGCCCGUGGGCCUGGCCGGCGGGUGAUCAAGGAUCCAGUUAGGGACGGGAGUCUCAGGGAGGCCCGCUGCUCGUAGAAAUCUAGGCACAUCAUUAGGCCAGCGGACUGCCAGCCAGCGAUUCUCAAUUCUUGCCUGCAGACUGAACGGGAAUCCCCAUUUGUAAGGGAUCCGCUUCUGCUGUAGGAGGCCUGUGAUGGGCUUCAGCGCUCGCCUGGCAUCGAGGGUGAGGGGAGACAGGUCCUGGUAUAGGGAUACAUGUGAGUCCAUGUAGGUGAUGGUGCGCAGUGCCCUGGCCGCUCUCAUGAUACUUUCUUUCAGUUGGAAUGAUUGAAAACAGCACACCAAGUCCCUGGGGAGGCCAUCUCUCCUUGGUGGUCGAAGAGCCCGGUGUGCACGCUCUAAUCCGAAAUCCGGUGGAGCUUCUUCCCCCAGUAGUUGUGUGAACAGGCCCUCCAGGACCUCUCUUGGGGUCUCUCCUUCCGACUCUGGCAGGCCUCUGACGCGGAUAUUAUUGCGCCGUCCGCGGUUCUCAAGGUCCUCCACCUGGCGUCUGAGCUCCAGGAGGAGGUUGCCCUGCCUCGUGGUAGCCAGGUCUGUGGCCCGUUGGGAUUGUUCUGACUGCAGCUGUUGGACCUCUAGGUCUCCCACCCGGUGUUCUAGGGCGGAGAGGUCGCGCCAGACCGCAGCCACCUCCUCCCGGAUAGCCGCGCGUAGUUCUGCCACCAGCUCCUUCUUGUCUUGCCUGGAAAACAUGUUUGCCGAGAUUGCCGCGAGUUCAGCUGACAUCUGAGUGAGGGCGUCUCUCCGCGGGGAGUCCUGCGUGGAGCUCGAUCUGCUCUGUGUGCCGGCUAUACAUUGUGGGGUGGACAGGUACUCGUCCAUCGGUCCCGGUUGCUGCGACAUGGCGGUAAGUUGCGGGCCCAGGGCAGUCCCCUUCCUCGUUUUACCCAUUCGGACGGGAGUGGUAACGCUUUUAAAAUGAGCUAUGGCAGGGUUGGGGCCCGGGAGCUCUCACUGCCUGCGUCCUACUCCAUCGGCAGCCCAGCCACGCCCCCCGUCCGUCAACAAUUUUAUUCUAAAAAAGAAGUUUCAUAUGAAACCCAUAAAGUCUGCAUCUCACCUUAUUCAACCAGAACAUUGGUUUGUUUCUCUGGAUCUAAAAGACGCCUAUUUACACGUAUACAUUGCAGAAUCCAGCCAAAUAUUCAUAAGGUUCGCUAUCAACUUCCACAAUAUGACUCUGCAUUACCAAUUCAGAGCCCUGCUCUUUGGUCUUUUUUCGGCCUCAAGGGUGUUCACAAAAAUUCUGGUGGUCGUCUCAGCAUAUCUAAGAAGAAUAGGCAUCAAUGUCAUCUUUUAUUUAGACGACUGGCUUUUGAUUGCAGAGUCGAAAGAAGAACUUUGUGUAGACCUUAUGACUUCUUUGGACACUCUAAAAAAUCAUGGGUGGCUGAUAAAUUUCGAAAAGUCUGAAUUAGUUCCAGUCCAAAGGAUUCAAUUCCUGGGUCUGAUUAUAGACUCCAUUUCCAUGAAGAUUUUUCUUCCAGAAGAAAAGAGAACGAGAAUUACUAUUCAGAAGCUCGGAGAAAAAGGUCUGUUCUCCAUCAGAGAAGCUAUGAGUUUGCUGGGUCUUUUCAUAGCCUCUAUUCCUGCAGUCAGUUGGGCAAAGGCCAGAAUGAGACCCAUUCAAAGAAACAUUUUAAAAGUCUGGAACAAGCAUACAGACAGCUUGAACGGUCUUAUGAUAUUCAACAGUCAGACGCUGAAGAGUUUUCGAUGGUGGACCUCAUCCCGCUUCCUGCAGUCAGGCCUUUCUUUCCAAAUGAAGUCUUUCAGAAUUUUAACAACGGACGCAUCAGGUCUCGGCUGGGGGGCUCAUGUAGGAGAUCUAAAGAAGCAAGGGCUUUGGCAAGUAAAAGAUUUAAGUUAUUCGAACUACAAAGCUGGCUCUCCUACCUUUUCAGUACCAGAUCCAGAAUCAACAUGUACAGAUCAGACAAUUCAACGACCGUAGCAUAUGUGAACAAACGAGGAAGAACAAGGUCAACGUGUUUAGGAUGUCUGUGUUCCAAAAUCAUGCUAUGGUCAGAAGUCCACAUUCUCUAGAUUUCGGCAGUUCACUGAAAGGGAAGAUUCAACGUGUUGGCAGAUGCUCUAAGUCGUCAACAAUUAAAGCAAGCCGAUUGGUCCCUUUCUUUUAAGGUUUUCAGUCAAAUAACAAGGAUAUUCGGUUGUCCAGAGAUAGACCUUAUGGCUUCAAGAGCAAACCGAAAAACAAGACAGUUUGCUUCCAUGAACCCUGCAGACAGACCAGAGGUCAUAGACUCCCUUUCGAUACCCUGGAAUUUCAACCUGGCCUAUGUGUUUCCUCCUUUUGUUCUUAUUCCCACGGUUCUACAAAAGAUCAGGUUGGAAAGAGUGAAAAUAAUCAUAAUUCUCCCUUGGUGGCCAAGAAGGAGUUGGUUCUCAGUUCUCCUGACUAUACCCGGUUCAACUUUUUGGAAACUUCCCCUGUCAACAGAAAUACUGGAACACUCCAUGGUACUACAUCCGACUCUACAGAGAUUCAAAUUGACUGCUUGGUGUCUGAAUACCAGAUUUUAAAGAAUAAGGGUUUGUCUCCUGAGGUUAUUAAGAUUUUGAUGGCUGCUAACAAGGAUUCUACCUCUACAAUUUAUUCCAGGAUAUGGAAGAAAUUUUUGUACUUGGUGUUUUAGGAUCAAACAUAAUCCAGUUACCUCUUCCUUUCAAAACAUCCUUAAUUUCCUUCAGAUGGGCUUCGCGAAGGGUUUAAAACGGGCCACGCUCAAGGUGCAAGUGUCCGUUAUCAGUUUCUUUUCAUUCAGAUGUUUGGCGUCGAACGUUCUGAUCUCCAGAUUCUUCAGGGCACAGUCUCGUUUGGUUCCUACCAUUAGGGAAACUUGUCCGCCCUGGGAUCUUAAUUUGGUUUUGGCUACGCUCUGUGAGCCUCCAUUUGAAGCUCUAGAAAGGUCUUCUCUGAAGGUUUUAUCUUUCAAAACUUUGUUUAUGGUGGCCAUUACCUCAGCUUAAAGAUUGGGUGAACUCCAAGCUCUUAAUGCAAAUUUUCCUUUUUUGGUUUUCCAUCCAAAGUCUUAAAGCUGGGAUCCGUCUUUUAUACCUAAGGUUUUGUCUUCCUCUACCAUCAAUAAAGAAUUAGUUUUGCCUACCUUUUGCCAUAAUCCUUCAAACGCUUUGGAAAGAAAAUUUCACUGUCUGGACGUUAAAAGAUCUCUGCUACAGUAUCUGGAAUGUACAAAGUCAUUUAGGAAACCUAACAGUCUUUUUGUAUUAUUUCACGGUCCUAGGAAAGGUCUGAUGGCAUUCGUUUGGCUUACUCCACCAACAAUGUUGCUGUGCCUUUCCCCAUCAAGGCUCAUUCUACCAGAACUAUAUCCACAUCCUGAGCCCUGCGGGGUCGGCUACACCUUAUCAAAUUUGUUCUGCGGCCACAUGGUCAUCUCUUCAUACAUUUUCUAAGCAUUACAGGUUAGACAUACUGGCCUCGAAAGACGCAUCUUUUGGGCGCAAGGUGUUACAAGCUGUGGUGAAGUGAGUCCCGCCCAGAGGGGAUUGCUUUGAUUAUCCCAGUUGUCAAGCACAGCCUCUAAUCUGAAGGGAAAAGCGUAAAUGUAUUUUUCCUGAUUAUUAGAGUCAGUGUAAUCUCCACACCGUCCCCCGUUUUCUAAUAAACUUAAUUUUACAGUUACCCGGCUUUUGUAUUUUCUGAGGCUGUUUGGGGUAAGUAGAUAUUUAUAAUACUAACGGUAAUUGGGGGAGGUACUUAAAAAGGUUUGGGGGUUUGCCAGCCUGCCUGUCUUUUCCCUCCAGAUUAGAAAUCCCAGUUGUCAAGCACUGCCUCUAAUUUUCAGGAAAAAUAAAUUUACGGUAAGUAAAAAUGUAUGCUCUUCUCAGCACAGAGGCUCCCUCAGAGCUGUUCACCUUUUUGCCUCUUGCAAUGUCAUCAAGGAAGCAUGACCUCCUCGAUUGAUGGCUUAGUCCAAUACUCUUUAUAGAGAAGCAUUGGGAAACUGAUGCACAGCAUGCAUUGAAACUUUCCCAAAUGAAAGCAUUGAAUUCAAUACUUUCCUAUGAGUUCCUGUGUCGCAUGACUGAAUUUUUUCCUGUCAGUGCUGCAGAAGCGGCGCUAGGGGCUGUCAUACUGACAGCCACUAGAGUGGGAUUUAACACUGCAAUAUGAACAUUGCACUUUCUAAGAAGCUAAAGAGACACUGUAUUCACUAUAGCCAUUUAAUCUCAUUGAAUUGGUUCUAGUGCCUGGAGUUCCAUGGCAUUGUCCCUCUAUUUAGUGUUAAACCAUUUUUGAGCAGUUUAAAACUAAGGGUUCCUGGUUUUCCAUAGCCCUGUUUACACUGGAGGUGUGACUAUGGCAAAAAUUACACACUUCCUUGUGGCCAUACCAAUAAUACUCAAAUGGUCACUGUGACAGGCCAAGGGUGGUCAGUUGAAACGCUCAACUAAGCACAGUUGCCCAUCGCUGCUAAGGCAGAUGCUUUCUCAUUAGUAUGAUCAGAACAUGGGGAGCGGGGAGGGGUGCAGGGGCCUCUCAUAUAACCCUAAAACACUCAAAGUCCCAGUCAUGCUUAAAAGUCUGCAAUUUUGUGAUGAGUGCUGGGCAACUGGCAAGCCCACAAGAAACAGAAUGGCAUUCGGGCAUGCAGGGAGACCCUGUCAAGUCUCCCACAAAAAGCUGCAUGCCUAGAAUCACAGUAGCUGAGCACAAUCACAGUGAUUUCAGUUGACUUAAAAGGUUGUAUGCAGCAUUUAAAGUGAACUUAUCAAUAAGUCUGGGGCACCACUAAUUGUGGCUCCAGGUGACCUAGGGGAGCCCAGUAUAUUGACAGAUGCCUGGGUCUCCCUUAUGUGAGCAGGGAUUUAACCCUGCUCACACCAAGUUGUAGAAUUUAAAUCCCCAUUGAAAAAUCUGAGUGCAGCUCUCAAGUGUUCCAUGUAGCUCAUCUGUCAGUGGGGUGCCUCUGAUUCUGGGUUAAUGAUACCUGGGGCUCCCCUGUUGCCAGCAAGUAAAAUGUCUGUGACUGGGUUCUUUAAAAUAUGUCAUCUAGGAUCAGCGCAAGCGGAGGACAAGUUUAUUUUGGCUUUAAAGUCGGUUGUGUUUAUUUUUUCUUGAAAAAUAAAAUCUAAAAAUCCACUCCCAUUUAUAUCACUACUGGGUGCCUCCAUUUUGGCUCUGUGUAAGUCAUUGUUAAAGGGACACUAUAGGCACUCAAACCAUUUCAGCUCAUUGAAGUGGUCUGGGUACACUGUCCCUGACAGUUUUUAUCCAUGCAAAUUACAAUUAUUGCAGUUAUUGUGAAACUGCAAUCAUUACAUUGCAGGGUUAACUCCAAUUCUAAUGGUUUCGCUAUGUGUGAGCUCAUCCAGCAUCCGCUAAAACCCAAUAUUAACCCAUUAAGGAUACAUGACCAAAAUAUUCCAUCAUAAUUCCCUUUUUAUUUCUGAAUUUGUGUCCUUAAGGGGUUAAAGCAUUGAUUCAGUGCUUUCCUAUGGGGUUGUCCUAAUGCGAGCUUGGGGUGCAUGCGCUUUAGGUUCCCGAUGUCCAGGGAGCUUGACCCCCCCAGCGCUGAGGGACAUCGGCGCUGAAAUCAGGCUCUGUGGGUGCAAGGGAGGGGGAGCCUUCCUUUCUUUCCCCUCUUAAUUUGUAGUGUUAAACUGAAUUAAUUUUAUUAACAUGUUUUACUUUUGUAUUUAUUACUUUUUUCAAAUAUAUUGAAUGUUUAAAAGUUUAUCAAAAAAUAUUAAAUCAUUUGGAAAGCUUAUACAAUACUAUUAAAUCAAGGCCUUAAUUUGAUACAUUUAAAUAAAAAUGGAGAAUCUCCUGUAAAGAGGUUGAUACUAGCCAUAGGUGACUUUAAAUUUUUAUUUUUUUUCAGUGUUUGGGAGACUUGGUGUGCGUUUGACCACUUCACUUUUAGAAUAUAUAAAGGCUUUUACGUUCGUGUAAUUUCAGUACAAAAUGUAUUCCAUAAAGCCUCACUCGUCCUGAAUGAUUAGGAAACGGAUAAGUGAAGUACUUCAGGGGUUAACUGACCCAUCCUUAUUUUCUAAAAGUGAUGAUAUCAAAGUCUACAAUAUUUAUAAAUAUCCUAAGUUGCUGCCUUGUGGCUGGUAUACAGCUUGCAUCGAGGAUACUCUUAUCACUCAAAGCCGAAGGCAGUACUUGCCUAUGCCAUAUAGGACCCAAAUGCUUCUCUGAGAACCAGUGGUGAGGAGACGGUCUCACCUUCGAAUCAGAGAUAAAUACUCUCUCCAUUUUAGAAUGCUGGGGUACUGAAUGCAACACUCAUUACAGCAUUACAACUAAAUGUACUAAUUUCUAAAACUGGAGUGUCCCAUUAAAUUGAUGUUUUGGUGCUUGGAGACCUUUAAGAAAACUAAUACUAAGACUAGGAUAAUCGUAUGUCAUAUGUGUGUGUUGGUCUUAUUACAUUAGUAUACUUAUUCAUCGACCUAAGUGUACAGUGUUAAAAAAACAAACAAAAAAAAAAACUCUACAUUUGCAGUGGUGAGUACAUUUUAAGGCCGGUCUAGCAGCCUAUUACUUAAAAUUAAUUAAUUACAUUUUAUUUUUUCUGACCUAGAUCAUUUGAUAUAAUUGUAUUGCAGGUACAGCACCUGGGAGCCAGAAGAAAAUAUUUUGGAUUCCCGUCUCAUUGUAGCUUUCGAGCAGAAGUGAGCAUUUUUAUUCUUCCUCAAAUGCAUUAUCUUUGAUUCUAUACGCCAUAAUAACUAGAUCUUAAUUUAGUAGCUAUAUUGCGAGAAGUCUGUGCCUGCCGUAUCUUCGUAUUUUGUGUGUACCUAUUUUAUUUAUUUAUUUUUUAAAUAAAUUUUUUUAUUUUACCAAACUGUUCUCAAGCAGUAUUAAUAAAUGCUGGUUCUACCCGCACUAAACUUUUAGGUCUUUCUGCUGCUGAGGUUGCUUAGUGCUUUCCCUUUAACAUUGCUUUCAUUUGUAUGACUGUCAAGCUUUAACUGGAUGUUGUCUAGUGUAUGCAUUUAAUCACUUCUGUGGUAAUGACCGUAUACAGUGCUUCUGUAGUAGAACAUUGUGUAUGUACCCUUAUAUGGUGGAAAUGUGAUUGCUUUCUAAAAUGUGCUAUUUUGUUCCUGAGACUUGUAUCGUGAAUCGGCUCAUUGAUUUAAUUGUAUUUUCAUCAUUUGUACAGGGAAAGAGAGCAAGAAAUUUAUGGACCUAAAAAACGAGGCCCUAAACCAAAAACCUUCCUCUUAAAGGUAAAGUUAAACUGAUUUUUCUUGAUAAGAGAGGAUAACAAUUCUUUAAUCUGAAAGAAAAGUGUUCUAUGUACUGUCUAAGAUGGUGGGAUUUCAACCAGUGUACCAGUGCAUUAGCAAAAUGCAUAGGGCUUUUCAAAGUGUGCCUCAAUAAUAACUUGCCUAAAUUUGGAGUUUACUGAAGAGUGGGUUAAGUCCAACUGAGGCUAAAAUAAAGUUGUGACUAAGGUUGAGAGUCUGUUAUGAACAACUACUUUUGCCUUACGUUUUCCAUUUGGAGUUAGUUUGUGAAAAAUCUGAAUAUUGGGAAUAACACUGAAAGUGUUCUGUUCUUAAAAAAUAAAAUGCAGUGCAAAAUUAUAAGAAGGAAGAGUCCCCAAUGGAAUGCAAUGCAUCUGGUGGUUUGACUGGUUUCCUUUUGUGAUUCUCAUUUUAGUUCUUACAAAAGAACACUUUUUUUAAAAUAAAGCUUUCCAAGAGACUUUGUGUCUGUAAUAGGUUGAACUCGGUUCUUGCAUUGUCAUCCUUCAAAUUGGGAUUUAUAUACUGAAGUGUCCGUAGAUAAAAGGUUUACCUUAGCCCAUAAUCUAGUAGUGAGUAGGUUUCCUUACCACAGCUCCCCUCUUCCUGCGCUCAUAGAGAAGCUUCACAGUUGCCACGGGGCUUCUCCUAGAGAAGCAUAGACUUGCAAAUUGUGUUGGUGUGUAAACCAACAAGGAUCAGUGCAACCAUGUCCUUUUCUAAGAUAGCCAAUAUCUUUUCAAUUAAGCACUUUUUAUAAAGUGACAGGGGGAAAACACUCUGUUAGUCCCCAAAGCACUUCAACUAGAUUAAUUUAAUUUAGGGGUUUGGAGUGUUCUUUUAAAUAACAAUUGUUAUUUGUCAUACUUAUAUUUUUCCUCCAUCUACAUAACUUUCCAGGAUUAGAGCCUCCCUACAUUUUUGUGUUUCCAGAACAUAGAUUGCAAUUAAUGACACAUUUGUCUUGUAGACCAUCUAAAUCUGGGCUGUAAUUUUAGUUGUAAUGUUUUCUAGGAGUCUGAACAAUACAAUGUGAUUUCUUCUCAUAAAAAUGUUGAUUUUAAACAAGUAAACAAGUUCUUGCUUUAUCAGUUUUUAAAUCUCUUCUUAUUUCCAGGCCCGAGCCCAGGCUGAAGCUUUACGUGUGAAUGAUGUCCAUUUCACCGUUAAACCGGGUUCUAGUGCUUCUCCAAAACUCCACUCCAGCGCUGCAAUGCACCGCCUGAAGAAGGACAUACGCCGUUGUCACAGCAUGUCUCGACGCCCUCUUCCCCGUCCAGACCCUUCGGCUCCUUCUGGAACAGGCUCUGGCUUGCGCCCUCCAGUGUCUCCUUUCUCUGAAACUGUUCGAAUAAUCAAUCGUAAGGCAAAGCCUCGGGAACCCAAAAGGAACCGCAUCAUCCUCAACCUUAAGGUGAUUGACAAAGGUGGAAAGCCACCUCUAGGGCGCCCCAAAAUUCCAUCUCGGAAUAGGGUUAUAGGAAAAAGUAAGAAGUUUAGCGAGAGUAUGCUGCGCAAUCAGCUUCGUCAUUUCAAGUAUGGAGCCUACCCACUUUACAACAAGCCUGUUCUGCGUGGCCCAGAUGCUGGUAAGCCUGAGGAAACUUCAACCCUCCAAAGUCUGGCAGAUGACAGCUCCAGCACUUCUGGAUGCCCUUCCCCAGCCCCUUCUGACGACCACCCUCCUAAGCUGCUACCUGAAACCCUUAGCCCUGCUGUUCCUGAUUGGCGAGAAUCCGAGGCUCUGGAUCUCUCCAUCCCACCAGAGUCAUCUGCUAGCAAACGUGGGCAAGGAGAGCCUGAUGAUUCUGAUCCUGAAGAAGAAGCUGGAGAUUGGCGUCCUGACAUGUCCCCUUGCUCCAAUGUAGUCGUAACAGAUGUCACCAGUAAUCUGUUGACAGUCACCAUUAAAGAGUUCUGCAAUGCUCAAGAUUUUGAGAAAGUUGCUGCUGCUGGUAAAUAAGAAGUGAAAAGAAAUAUUGUCCAUAAAAAAACACAUGGGGGAAAAUGUAUGGAAUAUUUAAAAGUUAACUCGCUUCCUGUCAGUGGUCAAAACAAAAACCUUUCCAUACUAGUUUUGGUUUAAAUUUUGGAAGUGGCGCUUCACUCUAAGACUGUCUUGAUUUUCAUACACUUGAAACUGCUCUUCAUUCAAGAAUGUCUCUUAGAAUAGCCCUACUUUGUUACUUUGAACUCCUCUUUUUCCCCCUUUAUCAGAUACAAUGAUUUGUGUAUAUGUAUGCAGUGGUGCUUUAUUUUAUUCCUCCUCUCUCCCCCCCCCCCACCACCCCCUUCCUUUUUUCUUUCUCUCUCAUCUUCUUCUCUAACGUUGACAGAAUAUAAAGGUUUGGCUUGGCCUGCUCAGUCUGCUGAGUUAAUUGCACGAUUUGUGCAAUAUUAAUAUAUUUAUCUUGAUUAUUGUGUAACAGCGAGGCAGCAAAAAUAACUUAAAAUUGAAGAAAUCCAGAAUUUGUCAGUUACUUACAAAACACUCCUAAUUUGAGUAUAGAUAUUUGGUCUAUCAUGCCCCCAC